Molecule: messenger RNA, 666 nt
Organism: Cladophialophora bantiana CBS 173.52
Lineage: Eukaryota; Fungi; Ascomycota; Eurotiomycetes; Chaetothyriales; Herpotrichiellaceae
Exons: 2
Coding region: 1-666 (221 amino acids)
Molecular function (GO): protein binding
Source: RefSeq, a predicted model, not a curated record
AUGGCGAGAUUGCUAUUGUCCAUGGCAGAAAUCGAAUUCGACAGUGAUGAAGUACUUCGCUGCGCCGCCGAGAUUGGCCAUGCGGGCGUGGUUAAAAUCUUACUCGAAACAGGCAAAGCGAACAUCAACGCACAAGCAAGCACAUCCGCGAUCUCAACGUCUAUAACCAGAAAGUGGCCUUGGAACACUUCGAUCUUUGAAGGUGCCUGGUAUGGUCUUGCUGCUGUCAUCAAAGGACUGCUCGAAAUCGCCGAGAACGCCCAGCUCGAUCCCAGGGAUAGCUGCUUGCGCACAACAUUGCUCUACGCCGCCAUCUUUGGGGCCUUGGAUUUCGUCAAAGCACUCCUUUCAUCGGGCAGAAAGGUUGACGUCAACGCACAAGAUGAAUACCUCAGGAACCCACUUUCAUAUGCGGCUGAACGAGGCCACGAAAGCGUAGUUGUGGAACGGCCGGCACUUGGUGAAAAACUGGAUAUCAUCCUCAAGGAUUCGGCAGGGUAUACGCCGCUAUGCUAUGCGACCUUGCUAGAUCAUACGCCCAUGGAAAAUCGGCAGUGGUCAACAAGUAGAGCAGACCUCGGCGGAGUGGACUUAACGUCCACCCAUUUGCCAAAUAUUGGACAGCUACCAAUUCGCGGCAGCAUCUCUCUGCAGCCCUGGUUCUGA